GGCUUUGUUGUGUGAGCCAUUUCUACGUAUUUCCCUUAUUUUAAUAAAAAAAUGUUUAAAAGUGAAAGUCAAAACCAGACUUAUAGUGAGUCUGUUUUGAAAAUAUCAGUAAAGCUCCUGUGUAUCAGUUAUUCUCCGAGUUCAUCAGGUGUGGAGCAGAUCAACGUCAUUUGUCCGUCGCCUGUGUUCGCCUUAUUGAUUGGAAACCUACCACGUGGACGCAUGCUUCGGCCAAUGGGCGUUCUCGGGGCGGGGCCAUGAAGCAUCGCUACCAUCACGCUAGACGAAGGAGUCCUGUCUAACUUGCUCUGCUAACUCAUGCCGUGACAAUUUUACGUUUCCUUUUGUAGUCGUGUCCCCAGUUUCCAUAGACACUUGGAUUUAUGAUGGAAACAACUAAUUGUUCGUGAAGGCUGCUGUUGUUUUACGCCAAGCAGACUCGUUAAGGACAUUGAUUUGCUUUAAACUAGCCGGGAAGAGCUAGCGCGGCUAAUCAUUACAUACUCACACACUGCCUGCCACCACAUCCAGCAAAACGGACAACACGAGUCCACAAGUCGGCGUUUGGACGUUCCUGGAACUGCAAUGGAGAAGGCGGAUUUCUUGAAAGGACUUCCUGUCUACAACAAGAGCAACUUCAGCAGGUUUCAUGCAGACUCUGUUUGUAAAGCAUCUAAUCGGAGGCCGUCUGUGUAUCUUCCAACACGCGAAUACCCCUCUGAACAAAUUAUUGUAACAGAGAAAACCAACAUCCUCUUGCGUUACCUCCAUCAGCAGUGGGACAAAAAGAAUGCUGCAAAGAAAAGGGAACAGGAACAAGGAGAGGGCGACAGCCCGGCUCCCCCGAGGAAGAUCGCCCGGACAGAUAGCCAAGAAAUGAAUGAGGACUCAUAAGUGUAUAUAUGUGUGUUUGAGUGUGUGUGUGUGUGUGUGUGUGCGUGUCUGUGUUUGUGUGUUUGUGUACACACAAGGCAUAGCCAAUAGAGCUCCAGUAGCUGAUGUUACGCAAUCCUUUCACCCAACACUCAACGCCACUUUGGCAGGAAGCUGCACUGUUUAAAUCCAUAGAUGUGUACAGUGCUGUUCAAGAGGCCAUCAUUAGACUUGUUGUUGUAGCAGUGCUAUAUUGACCAUACACUAUCAUUAUAUCUCAAUGACUUACGUUAUAGAAACAUAUCUAGGAAAUAUGGGAAACAUGAAAAAAACUAAAUUCUACAGGUUUAAGUGUCAAGAAUUUAGUGUGAACUAAAAACAAUCCCACGACCCUGGCUCUCCUCAAACCGGCGUGGAACUCUACAUAAUGAUAAUUGAUGAAACCUGUGUUUGUUCUACUAGUUCAUGUCGGCAAACAUCUGAUUUGAAAAAGAGCAUUACAUACACAUGUUGUAUGAGUUCAAGUGACACAAUGUUGGACUACAACCUUCAGAAAAUAUUAUUAUAAUGGUACAUCAACUUCCAACUGGGUGAAUAGCACCCUCAUCAAAUCCCCUGGACAGGUCCGCAUCACCUCUAUUGGCUACAUAUCGCUCUGUGGAUUUAAAGAGCGGAGUGAACUCUGACGGCUUGAAACUGGCACUUGUGUCGUCCAUGUUUGCCGGAGGUUUUCUUGUCAAGAAUGGUGGUGUAAACAAACUUGAGUCACGUGACAUUCGGAGCUCUAUAUAAACAAACAAAAGAAGGAAUAUCUCUUUUGAAUGCAGACAUCUGUUCUUUCUCUACUGUGGCAGGAUUCCUCUCCUGGCACGGAAUUUAAGAAUAACUCAUGAUUUUGGAAGGAACAAGUAACCAUUCAAGGUCUAAUGUGUAGCAAUUAGUAGCAUCUGAUGGUGAGACUGCAGAUUGUAACAAUGCCCAAAUGGGUUUAGGGAACUACAGUGGCCUUCUCAUACCAGAAAGUAUGUAAUUUAACCUUCUGCUUUAAAAUCCAUUCAACCGGCUGUAGAAACAAAGUGGUCUGUGUAAAUCAAGGCCCUUACCUUAAAGUAAGGAUCUCUCUUUUUUUUAUUAUUACUACCUUUGCAUAGUAUAUUCUGCCUCCUAAAUGUUACACAUUGGACCUUUUUAAAGGUGUAAAGAUAAAGCAGUUGAAAAGAUGUCGCACUCAGGCCGCGUUCACACUGGAUACAAGCGUCACCGAACGUCCUUGCUUUUCAUUAGGCACAUAUUAACCGACGAGAGCGUCCACACUGCCUGUGUGUGACGUGCACUUCAGGGUUUAAGCCGUCAUGCUCGGCACACGUGUUCAGUGUGGACCUGGCGCCAUUGAAAGUAAGGGAACGUUAUACAUAUGUUUAUUUAAUUAAUGUAGGCUAUUCCCUGUGUGAGUUAGUGUACAAAUGUGUAUAAGUUUGUGUGCAUGCAUCUGUUGUACAGUAUGUGUGAGAAGAAUGGAAAAAGUCAGUAGAUGUAAAAUCAGAGAUGGACUCAACAGAGGAAGUUACCAUUAAAAUCUGUCUCAUAACUGUUACAUGACUUGUGUAGCCUCCUGGAGAGUCUGUCCUGAUUUGUGCAAAGAUAAUGUUUUGUUACUGUUUUAAUUUUAUUAUAAGUUUAAUUUUUAAAUUUUUUUUUUUUUUUGAAUAUUGGCAACGAGCUUCCUGCCAGCCACAGUGCCCAAGUUUCACUGCCCACUCUGCAGCCACAUGGGGGCAUUGCAACAUUUCUCCACACUGUUUGAAUGAGCAGAACCAAGGAUGCACUGUGAAGAACAGCACAAAGUAGAACCAACUCUUCCCCCCUUGAUGUGUGUCUAUGGUGAAUAUGCAUAUCUUCGUUCUAUUCUGGGACUUGUGCUGCUAGAAUAAAUGUUGUUAGGGUGUCUCGGAGAAAUAUUUCUUACACGCAUAUUUUUAGCACCAUCUUCUGCCCAGUCAAAGCUAGUAAGAACAGGUUUAGUCUUUCUGUGAUCGAGGGAUGUGAAAGACAAAAGAAGGAAAACGUUGCAGACAAAUGUGAAAUGUGAAUGUUUGUUGGGAGAUUUCAGUUGUGCCACCUGAACGAAACAGAUGGUGAAGAAAAGUGAAAAAUGAUUAGUUUGUCUGUAAAUAAUUACAAAUAACACAUGGAAAAUAUCAUUGUCUCUGCCUUUUUGUAAAAUAAGACACAUUUGUGGAGACGGAAGAAAAUCGAAUUCAUGAAAGUUAAUAAGAUGAGAAGCCCCAGUGCCCUGUCAGUAUUUUCUUGCAUGUUGAUGUUUUCACGACUGGGUCUUGUGUUCCUGGACCAGUAAUAGAACGUGCGGGGAGUUGGGCUUGAUGUGUUGUCUCCUGUUAUGAAUAUGGAAGGUAUCGUUCUAGAAGCCUCACAACCUGUUGUCAUGCUUCAGAACUUUGCUCCCCGGUGUCAGGGCCGGGGUCGUUGUGACGGUUUGCACGGUUUGUUGUCUGAAAACUGGUUUAGAUGAACAGCUGCCAUCCUGCCUUGUUCCACAGAUUCAGUUAGAGAACUUAAAGCUUUUUUUUAAUGUUCUGAGCACUGCCCUCGUAUCAGUUGACACUCAGUGUGGGUUGAUAUGUGUGUGGUCAGUCAUCUGCCUGCCUACAUGGAAUCAACAAAAAAUCAUAAGCUUCUGCAUUUGAGACUAAGCCUCGCUCCAUCUCAUGUGUGUUUGACAAAACGUGUUCUUUUUAGCUUUGCUGAAAUAAAACUGGAUUGAAACUGGA
This is a messenger RNA of Solea senegalensis (Senegalese sole), 3662 nucleotides long. It is a transcript of the gene dda1, whose product is annotated as DET1 and DDB1 associated 1. The record is from RefSeq and is a predicted model, not a curated record. The coding region runs from base 586 to 894 and encodes 102 amino acids. The transcript is spliced from 5 exons. Gene Ontology annotation, biological process: positive regulation of proteasomal ubiquitin-dependent protein catabolic process. Gene Ontology annotation, cellular component: Cul4-RING E3 ubiquitin ligase complex. Lineage: Eukaryota; Metazoa; Chordata; Actinopteri; Pleuronectiformes; Soleidae.